This is a messenger RNA of Aspergillus bombycis, 1416 nucleotides long. RefSeq lists its product as uncharacterized. The transcript is spliced from 2 exons. The record is from RefSeq and is a predicted model, not a curated record. Bases 1 to 1416 code for a protein of 471 amino acids. Lineage: Eukaryota; Fungi; Ascomycota; Eurotiomycetes; Eurotiales; Aspergillaceae. Gene Ontology annotation, molecular function: oxidoreductase activity.
AUGACUUUAAUCGCGGCCGAAACGCGUGCUGCGAUGUACGUUGACAGUGAUGUCCUACGCACUCGGUUUGCUACGGCCAUGUCGACUAUGUAUCGCACAGAGGUGCCGUUGUACGGCGACUUGAUUGAGAUAGUACGCGACGUCAACAUGCGAGUUCUACGGGGAAUCAACGAGAACGGCCAACCCGGUGAUGCAGCUGGCAUCUCAGCCAGUUCUGAGCGCUUAACCCUGGAGCGACACGGUGCGAUUCGUCUGGGCACAGCGCACGAGCUCCGCAUCAUGAAGAGAAUCUUUACCGUCUUAGGAAUGCAUCCAAUCGGAUACUAUGACCUCUCUAUGGCUGGCUUACCUAUGCAUGCGACGUGCUUUCGCCCAAUGACGCUCGCCGCUCUCGACCGCAACCCCUUUCGGGUGUUCACUACUCUCCUGCGGCCUGAGCUGCUUGCCUCGGAGCAGGCGCGUCAACUCUCAAUGCAGUUGCUGGACAAACGGAACAUCUUCAGCGACGCAUUGAUUCAAAUACUCGCUGUUGCUGAAGCACAGGACGGGCGACUGACUGAGGACCAAUCCAAGACCUUUAUCAUAGAGGCUUUGCCCACAUUUAGUUGGCAGUCCAUCGCAGCGGCCACAUUCGAUGAAUACAAGAUCCUGAGGCCGAGCAUCCGAUCCUGGCUGAUAUUGCAUCCCGUCCAGUCAGCAAUGAGGGCGGCCGGCAUGGCUGUCAAAGCGCAUAUCGAGGGACCACCGGCUCGGGAUUGUCCCAUUUUGCUACGGCAGACGAGCUUCCUCGCUCUAGACGAGACAGUCCAUUUCAGGGGGAGUACAGCCCAGCCCCAGGACAAGCUAGUCAAAGCCAGCCACAGGGCGCGAUUUGGAGAAAUUGAGCAACGCGGCGCCGCCGUGACACCCAAGGGCCAGGCCCUGUAUGAUAGGCUUCUGCGCGACAGUCAAGACAAAUCAGCUGGUGUCAGUUCCGAGGAGGCUGAUGCUCUCAUCCUUCAAGUCUUCCAGCGAUAUCCCGACACCUGGACCGAGCUCCGAAGUCAGGGACUUAUAUACGUUGAAUUUCGUGUUGCGAGAAACAUCAAACCUGAGGCAACCUUUGAUAAAGAUGCAAGUCAUGGUUCGUUAUUGGGAAGGCUCAUUGCUGAUGGGGUGCUGGAAGCGUUGCCUCUGACAUACGAAGACUUUCUGCCUUUUUCCGCGGCUGGAAUCUUCCAGUCGAACCUCCAAGCCGACAAUCAAUCCGAUGGAUUACUAUGCCUACAUAACUCUUUACCAGAUCAAGAGGGCUUUGAGCGAGCUCUUGGUAUGAAGGUUUCGGGCCUUGAUCAGUGGUACGUCGAUGUUCAACAGCAAAGUCUAGAGACCGUGAGCCACGAGCUAGGAUUGAGGAUGGAGGAGCUCCUGAAGUAG